AUGGGUAUCACCAAUAGCGUGAUUCAGACUUUAGGUUAUGGAGAAGCAGACAGUAACCUUGACCUUGCCACUGGAAUGACGAGGCGUCAAAAGAACCUCGUCAAGAAGAGCUGGGUGUUGAUGCGAUCACAUCAAAAAGAAAAUGGCGUCGCCCUGUUCGUCCUGCUGUUUACAAGGUACCCACACCAACAGGACUAUUUCCAGUUGUUUAGAUGCGCGAGACUGGAAGAUCUGGAAGUUAGCCCUGCGAUGCGUGCGCAUGGGACCACUGUAAUGGCGACGAUUGGUUCGUUCGUAGACAAUCUUGAUGACGCGGAGUGUCUGGUGGAUCUGGUGCAGAAGAUGGCAAAGAAUCAUUUGGGAAGGGGAAUACCAAUCACAAGUUUCGAGUAUUUGCGUUCGUUGUUUAGUUAUUUCCUGGAGGAGCGAUUAGGGGAACAGGCGACACCGGAAAUCAAAGAAUCUUGGGACAGAUUUCUGUUAGUGAUGAACUCGCUGGUUGAGAUGGAAGCGCAGAGACUUGCAGCGAUGGGAGAAUGCGUGUACUUCUCACAGACAUAG
This is a messenger RNA of Gigantopelta aegis, 561 nucleotides long. Its product is annotated as globin-like. Gene Ontology annotation, molecular function: oxygen binding; heme binding. Gene Ontology annotation, cellular component: extracellular region; hemoglobin complex. NCBI's taxonomy places the organism in Eukaryota, Metazoa, Mollusca, Gastropoda, Neomphalida, Peltospiridae. Gene Ontology annotation, biological process: oxygen transport. The record is from RefSeq and is a predicted model, not a curated record. The transcript has 2 exons. Bases 1 to 561 code for a protein of 186 amino acids.